Messenger RNA from Scophthalmus maximus (turbot), 10566 nucleotides. Its product is annotated as protein NO VEIN. NCBI's taxonomy places the organism in Eukaryota, Metazoa, Chordata, Actinopteri, Pleuronectiformes, Scophthalmidae. Bases 642 to 9803 code for a protein of 3053 amino acids. The transcript is spliced from 46 exons. The record is from RefSeq and is a predicted model, not a curated record.
CGCUCGCUCGCGACGCCUUUCCGCCGUCCGCGGUUGACGGUUCUGUCCACUUGCCCAGUUGGAACGCGCCCCAGAGCCGGUAUUAAAUGGACGCGCCCCGGUGUCGGAAUCGUGUCGUGUGAAAUACAGCCACACCUGUGGACCGUUCGGCUUCCGGCAUUUUGUCGUUUCGGCUUCCAUUUUUUGGUGUAGCUGCUAGCUAACUGUAGCUAAAUGCUACGUGCUACCUGAGCCAUGUAGAGAUAGAGUUGCCACCAGAGUUGAUGCUGCGUUCCAUCCUCGCAACUCGGAGCCGGAUUCCGGUACCCAACCUUAUUCAGGAGCAAUAGAAGGAGAAUGCUUUUGUUUUGGUAUGCACUGCCCCCCCAAAAAUCUAACUUUUAAAAACCUAUACUUUUCACUAGUGUCCCAAAACAUUUACAACAAUGAUCAAGGCCAAUAUUGACAAUUCAUAGUGUUCCGUGUUUUUGUACUAAUCUCGCUGACGCGCUGUUGGAGACCUGUGUCUGUUUUGAAGUACAUUACUUGAACUAAAAAAAGAUUGUAGGCAGCAGCAGUAGUAGUAGUACCAAUAACUAAUGGUGAAACAGAUUGCAGCGUUGACCCAUUAAUGGUGAUGUCUUGUGACAGCAAUACUCAAGAUGGAGAAGGUUCUGGAAAAUAUCGUGGCCAUGGUGAAGCAGCACCAAGCCGGGAUCCCCCUGAAAAAGCUGGCCGUGUUCUACGGCCAGACAUACCACAGCAAUCUGACGCUGUCAUCUCUGGGCUUCGAUUCCACCGCGAGCCUGGUUGCCUCGCUGGAUAGGGACCUCGUUGUGGAAAGGGAACUGGUGUUUUACAAAACCCGCCACCAUGUGAGGAGGGCUAAAGAGGAAAGUAAUAGAGAGGAGGUUCUGGAAAAUAUCGUGGCCAUGGUGAAGCAGCACCAAGCCGGGAUCCCCCUGAAAAAGCUGGCCGUGUUCUACGGCCAGACAUACCACAGCAAUCUGACGCUGUCAUCUCUGGGCUUCGACUCCACUGCGAGUCUGGUGUCCUCACUGGAUGGACAUCUGGUUGUGGAAAAGGAACUGGUGUUUCACAAGGACCAUCAUUGUGGAAGUCAGGCAGGAGCAGGAGCUGGAGCUGUGACUUCAGCCAAAGCUACAGAGGACAGUGAGAUGGUCCUGAAAAAUAUUGUGGUUAUGAUGAAAGAACAUCCACCUGGGAUUCCUUUGAAGAGGGUUGCUAUAGUCUACAACCAGAAAUAUUGCCACCAAUUAGCCUUAGCCCCUUUGGGCUUCAAAACCAUUUCCUCCCUCGUAGCAUCUUUGAAAGGAGAACUGGUUUUGAUCGAGGAAGUGGUGUUCCACAAGAUUCACCAGCCUCAAAGUCAGCCCAGAGGUGGGACGUCAACAGAAGCUACAGAGGACAGCAGGUCUACAACUCUGCAGAGAACUGAUUCACCUGUAGGAGACAGGAGCACUACCCCGACGGUUACCGUGCCAACGGUAGAUGUCGGCCCUCACAAUGUGCCUCUCACGCAGGCAGGAAACAGCUCUCUGGGUCCUCCUUUGCUUCCCGCUGCGUCUUUAUCCGCAACCCACUGUCUUCUUGCUAACCUAUCCUGUACUGCGUCCAAACCAGCCGAACCACUGACCCAACAGCAGCUAUUCCAGAGGGUCUUGGAGGUGAUGGAGAAGUACCAGUUGACUGCUCCAUCAAUGGAGCAGCUCCACACCUUCUAUUUUCGUCAGUUCAAGGAGGAGCUUCCUCUCGAACAGUACAUGUCUCUCUACGACAGCUGGGAAUCCUCUGGCUCGAAGAAUCUUCCCACUAAAGCGGAAUCAACAGCAGGACCCAGCACUGAUAUUUUGCAGACAACUCCAGCAGCGACGACGAGAAGGCCUGAAAAAGAGCAGCAGCUACCAGCCGUUACACCCAGCUUCCUCUGCGACUCUGAAUUUCCAGAGCUGGGUUCAGAUGUGAAGAACAAAGCGCAGAAGGGCAGAGUGAAAGAUGCAAACCCGAGAGCGAGCACUGUCCCUGUGUUCAAAGAAGCGUAUCAUGCCCAGCUCAGAGAAGUCCUUGGAGCCAAUAUGCGGGCUGUAGAGGCCUUGGAGGAGUAUGGUGAGGAUAUCGCACGGAGGAGGAGGAGGAAGAGGGUCAUAGAUCAGGAUACGGUAAACAGUCUGAUGGAGGAUGUCAUACGAGAAAUCGCUGCAGAGGGAGAACUGGUCACCAAAGAGAAGGUGAUAUCCAGGACCUGUGCGCUGAUGCAGGUUGCCUCUUUGGAAGCGGUGCAGAUCAAACCCUGGACGAUUCAAGCUCUGAAGAACCUUCAGUACCUCGUGAGAGAGAUCAACAUGUUCAUAGAGUCCACUGAAGCCGUGACAUCUAUUUGUACCCUGUACGAGCUGGGUCAGUCACUGGCUGGCCUGAAGGACAAGAAGCGCUUUGAAGAGCUGAACCUGGGGCCUCUCUGCAAAUUCCCACUCGUCCACCGCAUGUUCAAGAUUGACAGUAACACAAAGGACGACGAUAUACACCAGAUUGAGACGAUAGACAUCUUAAAGCAACUUCGCAUUUUUCGGAGGCAGCAGACCAAGGUAAAAGUAGACCUGGCGGAGUUCAUGAAGUAUUUGUCCGACCACUACAACUGCGACUCUCCCUACGAGCUGGGCAUUAGGAUACACAGUGUGGGGCUGCCAAUAUCGACCUUGAUGAAGGUGAGUCGCGGUGAGUUUGCCGUCAUGGUGCAAGCCAGGGAGGUCAUCCAGAAAGAGCUGGAGGAGGAGACCCAAGAGCGUCUGAGGAAGGUCAAGAAGAGUGUGCUGGAGCCAGUGCAAGGAGCAGGUUCCCUCUUCUCCACAGGCAACAUUGAACUCAGGAAGAAGUAUGCGUCGAUGACAGCAGCCGAGGUAGUGCUGGCAGUAUUCUCCAAUGCAGAGGGGGUCUUCAGUCCCAGGAUGACCAAGGCCGUCCAGAGCUUCCUGCUGCAGGUGUCAGGUGACCGGCUGGCGACGGCCCUGUUUCAGCUGGCCAUCUGCGGUGGCUCCCUGGCAGUCCCACAGGACCUGGUGCCCAAAGACAAGUCACCCAAAAGCACCGAGCAAACUAAAAGAGAGGACAGACCCCCCACCUCCCUCCCCAGCGAAGCCAAAGUGAAGCAGUUUCUCAAGGACAGCCUCGCCUCUCAGAACUCGGCUAUCACCCUGGCCCACAUCGCCUCUCUGGAGAGGAAGUUGACCAAACACUUCCAAGUCAAAGAUUUCCUUUCUUUGGAGCAAGGCAACUUCUUGGAGUUUCUGGCUAAACACAUUCAGCUGCUGCAGGACACACUGGGCUCCACUUUGAUCCUGGGAACUGGCAGCGUGGCACAUGUGGGCAGUGGUUUCCGGCCCACCAAACAAGACGUGUUUGAGUUCAUCAAACAGUGUGGCGACAUUCCCUCUACUGACCCAGAUGAACUUGCCCACAUCGAGUCAGCACUGAGGUCCCACUACAGUGUCCGGGACAGUCGCGACCUCGGCUAUGGCACGCUGCAAACGCUGGCCGGCCUGGUCCAGCGCCUGAGAGGGCUGACUGGAGGAGGACCGAGCCAGGUCUACUACGAGUCCUCCCUCUUUGCCAAACAUGGCAAAUCAAGCGCUGAAGGUGGAUGUGAGGCGGUCGGGCGCCUUGGCGAAAUGUCCAAGGCCCAGGCCGUGGCCUGCUUGCUCUCCUGCCCUCUGCUGGAGGACUUGAACGAGUGGAGCCAGUGGGAGCUGAUCUUCAAACCCCUUCAUGGCUCCCUCAAAGAUUUCCUGGAAAGAAAUGCAGCUAAUACAGGCCUGGCAGCGUUGGAGGUUUCACCAGGUUCGCUGCUCAGGAUCACCACACACACAGGAGACAAGCAUUUCUCCAGUGCCGCCAUGGCAUUGGACCCCGUGGGCACAGCCGGCCACCUGGUGUCCAUGGUGGUAGCCGAUGGGAUCAUCAACGCUCCCACCGCCCUCCUGGCCAACCACAUGCAGAGCUCCCUUGCGGCGGCUGUGGCUAAAGAAGAUUUGUCCCAGGCUGAAGAGGACAUGUCAUGCUACGGCAGAGUGGCUCAGUUCCUCUUGUCAUGUCUGACGCGUAUUCCCACCAGAACCUGCCAGGCUCUUCUGCAGCAGGUUUUUUUGGAGCCCUUCUCCCGUGUCUUGGGCCAGGCCAAGUCUAAACAGGUUCUCACCGCCGUGGCCCAGUCCGACCCGAAGCGCAUGAACUGUCUGCAUCGUCUGGGCGUCCUCUUGGGAAUCACAGACUGGGUCAAGGACUACCAGAAGAAACUGAACCCACCGCAGAGCCACAGCUUCAACAUGUACACGGCAGCUGUGGAACAGGCCAAGUCCAAUUUGAUAGAUUCUAAGAGCAGCAGUCUGUCGGCCCUGAAUACGAGCGAAGAUGAGUUUUCUGAGGACAACAUCAUGGACAACAGCUUUGCCUCAUCCCAGCUCAAGCAAAGCCUACAGCAAGUUAAUGACGAGCAGGACGUAGAGGUUGAGGAGGAGGAGGAAGAAGAUGGAGAUGAGCUGUUUGAGUUGGCCUCACUCCUUAAUGGGGAGACAUCAGAUGUCAGCUUUGAUGUAGAAGGAGGUCAGGAUGAGGAGCAGUCCGAAAUGUCUGAUUCUAAUGAAAACGAUGCUACUGGCAGCCAGUCAGAGAGCACAUUAACUCCCCAAAGAGCCAUCGUUGAAGACAUCAGGAAAAGUGAGUUUGGUAUUGGUGUCGAAUUGACCGCUGAAGGCCAGAAGCUGAUGCAGAUACAACAGGACAGGCUGGGCCGCAGCCUAGAACGCCUGUCCACUGAACUCUACAGCAAAGACACACACUUUGUGCUGGAACUCAUUCAGAAUGCUGAUGACAACAGUUACCCCUCAGAAGCUGCCGUCGUCCCGUCGCUGGCCUUUGUGGUGGAGAGAGACUGCAUCACUAUCCUCAACAAUGAGAUAGGCUUCCAGGAGAGGAACGUCCGAGCCAUCUGCGACGUGGGCCGCAGCACCAAGGGCAAACACAAAUAUGGAUACAUUGGACAAAAGGGCAUUGGCUUCAAAUCAGUGUUUAAAGUCACUGACUGUCCUGAGAUCCACUCAAAUGGCUUCCACUUGCGCUUCGACAAAACUUGCGGCAUAUCGAUGGGAUACAUCCUCCCCCACUGGAACGAGGAGGAGAGGCCUCUGGAUGUAGGGCUAAACCAGAUCAGCUGGACCACUAAGAUCCGCCUCCCGCUGCGAUCCGAGAGCCAUCAGACCAGGAACUUGUUCCAUGAUGUGCACCCCUCCCUGCUGCUCUUCCUACACCGCCUGCGCUCCAUCACGAUCUACAAUCAGAGUGAGAACCGUCUAGUGACCAUGACUCGAAAAGACCUGAGUCACGAUGUAGUGGAGGUGGAGCACACAGACGGCUUAGAGCGGUGGCUCGUGGUCAAAACGACACUGCAGCCAAAGAUCAAAGAGGACGUUGAGUCGACCGAGCUCGCCCUGGCUUUCCAGCUCGACAGCGACAAUGCAGGAAGUGACGUCGCAUGCCAGCCUCAGAAACAGCCCGUGUUCGCCUACCUGCCCCUUCGCAGUUUUGGCUUCCGUUUCAUUGUCCAAGGUGACUUCGACAUCCCUUCCUCUCGAGAAGAUGUGGACAGAGACAGCUCCUGGAACCAGUGGCUACGAUCUGAGAUACCUCAGCUUUUCCUUCAGGCCAUGAAUGUCUUCACCGACCACCCAGAGUUCAGGGGGCUGAGGGGCCUCUGCCAAUUCCUGCAGUUUGUCCCCCUGCCUGACGAAGUGUUGGACUUCUUCAAGCCUGUUGCUGGGCAGAUUAUUCAACUUCUCAAGGGCAAGGCCUUCCUGCCGACACUCGGCUCAGAUGGUAAGGUCGUGUACAAGCUGCCGUCCCAAAUGGCCGUGUGUCAGGACGCGGUAAUCCGCGACGUUAUCGGCGGGGAUGAGCUCGAGAGACAUCUCUCUCUGUCCUACCUCCAUCCGGGUUUGAGCCCUGCUCCACCCACCUCCCUGCUCAGUCACCUGGGAGUGCGGUUCCUUCGGGGGUCUGACGUUACCACAGUAACCACGGCCAUGGCCAAGGAGCUGACGAGAGUGGAAGGCAUCCAUUCAGACGACGGUCUGCGCCAGCUCGCCAGGCUGCUUGUUUGUAACUUCCGAGCUCUGGAGUACGGCUACGGAGAGGCGGACUCCAUCUUGCACAGCCUCAAGGAUCUACCCAUAAUCCCCCUGGCCGAUGGACGUGUGGUGGCAGUAAGUGGGGAGGGAGUAUUCUUUCCAAUGGAAGAAAACAAGACCAAGAAAAAGAAAUCUCAAGCUCAGACAGGACCACUGUCUGCACUAUACGAGGAUGUAAACGUGGUUCACCCCUCUCUGCUGAGCUGUGUGGAGCCCCUGGAAAGUCAGCAGGUCAGAGAGCUACUCAGACGACUCGGAGUUCAUGAGCUAGAGCCACAAGAGCUGCUGGAGCAGCACAUCUACCCCUCAAUACGGAACAACAAAUGGAAGUCGAAGCCCGAUGCAGUGGUGGUGAGCUACUUGGUUUUCAUCAAGCUGCACUCCUCCAGGCAGGAGUACUCAGACCUUGCAGUUCCUGUCCUCACCAGCAGGGGUCUGCUGUGCCCAGGACUGGACAGGGUGCACUUCUCUGAGGAAUACGGCAACAUCAACCUGCCAGAGAAACUGCCAGGCUAUGAUUGGAUCUUGCUGAGUCCCUGCUACAAGCAGACAGACGGUGAUGUAGAAGGGUGGAGAGAGCUGUUCAGCAGACUGGGAGUCAGAGACGGUCUCAUCAUACGCAAAGAGAGGCAAACGCUCACGGCAAAAGAACUGGCCUCCAGCUCCUGGUCAGCUGAAAGUGCCAUGUGGCACCAGAAGCCCGGGGAGGGCUGUGUACUCGAUGACUACCCCUGCGAGGAGUUCCAUGCCCUGGCCACGGCUCAGCUGCCUUGCUCCCUUCUCCUGCAGCAGAGAGUGGCCUUGCUGAAGCUGCUGUCGACCAACUGGGACACUGGACACCAAUACUCCCAGUACCUCACCGCCGAGGUGAUUGACAGCGACGGGCGACCAAUCAAAAAACACAAAUCCUCCUUCUAUCACUCCUUGUGUCGUCUUGAAUGGGUGCCGGCCUAUCGGCCGCUGGAAGGAGAACAGCAAGAGAGAAAGUACCUCUGUCCCAACUCGACUUACCUGACCUCACCUGAGGUCACCAGACUGCUGGGGUCCCAUGUCUAUUACGUGGACAUGGACCCCAGCGAGUUCAGCAGAGCUUUAGGAAUGAGACAAAGUAUCUCAGUGGAGGCUCUGAUUAAGUACCUGAAGGAGUGGUGUGUCAAACCCGAAGCACAUAACCAGGGGCAGAGAUCCCCUGAAGACGAGCUCGAGGGGGCCAGUUUCACGUCCACAGUUCAGCACAUCCACAACGUAUACACCUAUCUGCACAAGAACUGUCCACAGAGCAGCCUGAAGGAGCUGUUCCAGCACACCCCUGCUGUGUUCAUCGAGUACAACAGGCGCACUGACGACUGGUGUUCAGGACGCUUCUACCACCUGAAGGAGGUGUGCUGGAGUGACACAACGAAUAUGUUCAAGCGCUACAAACAGCUGACGCAUGGACCUGACAGCUCUGUUCAGAUGCCCAAAGUCCUGGCUCCGUUCUACUAUCCACUGGAAGGCAUGAAGGACUUCUUCAUCAGACUGCUGAAUGUGGACCCCAGCCCUAAUAUGAAGCAGUAUGUGGGUCUGUUGGAACUGAUCUGUUCCUCAUCUCCCAUACCAACUGCCGAAGUACUACAGGAUGUGUCAGUGCUCUAUGCCAGACUUGCUCAAAAGUGUCAAAUUCGUGCGUCUGGAGACCCAGAGAACACCUCUCAGCUACACCUUAAUUCCGGCUACUGCUCCACUUUGAAAGGUAUGGUGUCUGAUCUGAGGGUCUUCCCCACCAAAGACAACAGCUGGGUCGGUCUGUCGCGAAAACCCAUGAUUGCCGACAACAAAGAGCUGGAGAAGAUCUUUAAACUGCACAAGCAGAUCUGUCUGCUCAACCUGCCACCAGCAGAGAAGAAGACUGGGAACCACAGUCACACAGUCCCGGGACAGCGAAUUUGUGUGUCUACCUUCAACGCGUGCGACCGCUCUUUGUUCAUGGAGAUCUGCGGCAUCCGUCCACUGUCCCAGUAUGUCAAGACUGAGCCGCAGACUGAGAGCCUGAGGCCCUGUCCCCCCAUGCAGGCCAUGGUCCGCUCCGUCAUCCCCUACAUCCAGAGGUUCCUCUACCACCACGACGAACUGGCCGAUCUCUACUCAGACCUGGUUGACAACAACAUUGGGGAGAAAAUCAAGCGUCUUUCCUUUGGACAGGUGGGUAAGCUGUACAUUCGCUACCAGCUGGACGUCGCUGACAGCGACGAAGCUGUGGUGGAGAUGGAGGACGUCAUCUGUCUGCUGAAGGACGAGAAGGAGUUCUACAUCCAGAAAGAUCAUCUCUCAGCCAAGUUGGACAUCUGCAGGGAGCUGGUCAAACUGUUCUGCACAGAGAGCAGCCACAGGAAAGAGCUGAUGCAUUUCCUGAGCGCCUUGAUAACCUCACUCGAUGACCCGGGAGCGCUGAAGAGACUGUUGCACAAAGAGGACAUCAGAGAGCUGCCCAGCAAUGAGCAGCAGUGGGAGGUCCCAGAGCCGCCCAAACCCGAGAUCUACCUGGAGAGAGUGCCGUCAUGGAGUCGCUCCUCCAUCAGCUCUCCAGAGGAGCUGCCUCGCCCUGCACAAGAGGACGGGGAGAAGACGCUGGUCUGCUGGCCUCCUCGAGCGUCUAUAGUGAACACUGGAGCCAGUCGCGCAGCAGGUCAGGCAGACGGAGGCGUAGUAGAAGCCGUCAUGAAGAUGUGGCCGCCUCCUGCUGGGCCUAAAGACAGAGACCCGGAGAAAGAAAUGACGCCCAGAGAAGGCGGCCAUGUCGGCCCCCAGAGUCCCCGCAGAUGUGAAGGAAACCAGCCACUCAGGAGCAGCAGCAGCAGCAGCAGCACACGAGCACCAGACCAGCCCCCCCCCCAGAAGGUCCUCAGCCACCCAGGGCAGCCCAACCCUGCUCCUGUGACCACUGACAUCAGCAACGGCCCCCGACCACCAGUGACGGAGCUCAGUCAGCGAGACGAGAGCCUCACAGCUCCCAGACCAGCAUCUCCGUCUGCACAGCCCGCUGAGGCCAUCAGCGACCAGCACGAUCCAAACAGCCUCGUCGCCCCGGAGGCCGUGGUGAUUCCCAGUAUGUUCCAGGGGACUGCGGACGCUCACCGUCCUCCUCUGAACCUUGACUUCCCGCUCUGGAACAAAGUCCAGCCUCCACAGGCCACUCUGGAGGACAUGAAGCUCACCUGCCCGAAACCCACCACCGUGGUGUUGUCAGACGGCCUGAUGGACGUGGUAGAGAUCGGUGAGUGGGGGGAGCAGCUGGUCAACUCCUUCCUGUGCCACUGGAGGGACAGUGGUGCUCCCGGGUGUCCCACGCACAUCCUGUGGUGCAAUCAGAGCGGAGAGAGCGGCCAGCCCUACGACUUCAAACUGAGCUUCGGCCCCGCGGCGGGGCCGGAGGUGGUGUACGUGGAGGUGAAGUCGACGAUCAAGAAAGAGAAGUCUUUCAUCCACCUCUCCGCCAACGAGCUGGACUUUGCGCUGAAAGAGAAGGAGCGCUAUCACAUAUUCCGAGUGUACAGCGCCGGAGACGCCCACAACGUUCGCCUGUGUCGCAUUCAGAACCUCGCGCAGCACCUUCACACCAAAGACCUGGCACUUUAUCUGUUUGUAUAGGUCUAUCUGCACUAUUACUCACACAAGUUGUAUUUUUUAGUUUUUCGUAUGCCUUUUUAAAGUCAAGUUUAUCCUAAUUGCACUGAUUUUAGUUUCUCUUAACUGUGACCACUAUGCGAACUACUGUUUUUUCAUUCUGCCUGUAGGUGAGCUAAAGUUUGCACAUUCCUUUUGUCACUUUUGUCCUUAAUGUUAUUUUUAUUGCCAACAAACUACACACAGAUGUGUGUUUUCUAGCCAGCGUGCUUUUUUAAAAUGGUCAGUGGAACAUAAUAGUGAAUGUUUUUACCUGUUUUUAUUGCCUCACUUUGACUCCAACAUUCCUUAGAAAUAAAUGUGUUCUUGUUGAACGAUUGAAGUUUAACACGUAAACAAGAGACGGAUCUACUGUUUCUACUCCCGACAAGUGUACAGAAGCUUUUCGUACGUCUUUAGUCACGAAGGAUUAUGUCACCUUAACCUUGCUGAUAGAUGAAGUGAUUACAGCCGUGGGUUAAGUUUAAUCAAGGGGAAGUUGAGCUGACUGGACGGGUCCCUCACAGGCUCCCAUCAUUCCUUGUAAUUGCACUGUCACAGUGAACAGGCGGCAGUUUUAUAGUGCGAGCACAACCACACACAAGACCACUUGAUACAGUUACUUCUCUUUAGUGAACCCAAAACUGCAGUGCUACCAGCUCCAUGUUUUUAAUGUCUUUUUUUUUCUUUUUCUCCUGUACUUUACAGAGAUUAAAAAAUAUAAAUAAAACAAUUGUAAAAAAAUAAA